This is a messenger RNA of Anisakis simplex (herring worm), 675 nucleotides long. NCBI's taxonomy places the organism in Eukaryota, Metazoa, Nematoda, Chromadorea, Rhabditida, Anisakidae. The record is from the annotation of a GenBank genome assembly.
UGCUUCCCAGUCGUAACGUUGACCAACAAUAAGCCGAUGAGUGAUUUCACGGUGACGCAACAACCGUUCAACGAGAUUUCACGUUUGCCCAACAAUACACAGUACAAUUAUUCCUGGCCAAUCCCGUUCUUUUGGAAGAAUUACAGAACUUAUCAUAUCGAUCACACAACUAAACUCAAAUGGAUGAUACCAGAUUACUACCAUUGUCCGUCGCACUCAGCAUCAAAAUCUGCACUGUCACCUAAACGUGAACCGACGAAUUUUGCGCUACAUUGGGAUUUGGGCAAUACAGAUUCAAAGACAUUCAUGCGGGUCGAAUACGACGAUGUUGCUUAUGCACGACUUAUGAAACAACUGAAAACGAGGCGUGACAAAGAUUUUGGCAUUGAUGAUAAAGUCAUUCUGAUUGCUGAUCAGUUGGCAUUUGCUAAACAUAACGAAGAGCUUGGCAAGCCGUUCUCGUUCAAGAAAACGCUCGAUUUGAUUUCAACAAUAAUACCAGGCAAUGACAGUUACGCAAUAUUCAAAAUCACACAAGGUGUUAUCGACAGAAUGGAGAAAUAUUUCAUGGAUGGUCCGGAUUAUCCACUCUUUAAGAAAGGAAUGCAAGAGUGGUUAACGGAAAACUACAAAAAAUUGGGCUACACUGUUUCGGACAUUUGGGAUCCCGAGUGA